AUGCUUCUUGGAGCCGAAGGGGGACUUAUGGUUGGUGGCGCAGAAUUUAUGGGCCGAUGCGCUGUGGAGAACAAGGACCUGGGGUAUUUUCUAAUUGGUGCCAGAAUAUUGUGGUUGGUGGUAUCAGCUGCUUCACUGUCCGGAAUUAUUUGGUUUUAUUGCUACAAACUCGAUUGCAAUUGGAGCGCAAGAGACGAGAGUGAAGAGAAAAAGCUGAAUAAUGCUUUUUGGCAUUGGGACCACCGAUGGUAA
Gongylonema pulchrum is the source of this 252-nucleotide messenger RNA. Lineage: Eukaryota; Metazoa; Nematoda; Chromadorea; Rhabditida; Gongylonematidae. The record is from the annotation of a GenBank genome assembly.